AUGGUUAUCGAAACAAGCCCUGACGCUCCUCUGGGAACAAUACCUAGAGAGACGGUUGUUUCCCGCCAUGAUAGCAUAUCUUCGGAGCCCCCGGCUUCAAGCUCGACACAGGCGCCAGAGGAUCUGUCUUUGGACAGAAGCAGCGAAACGUCCUGGUCUGAAGAAGCAGCUGACGCGGAGGACUGGGCCGCCUUCUACCCCAAAGCCACUCUCGCACAUCGACUCCACGAGCUUUUCGAGGAGAACAUCACCGCAAAAAUCUGCCGCACCGCGACGAAAUCCCUGGAAGAAAAGUUCGUAUACAACUCUAACACGACCCGAAAGGUUCCCAUCGCCUUCCCGGAAAUUGUCCCGCAAGAGGGGCCCAACGCGGGCAAAUAUGAGUUCCGCGACCCGGACUUUUGGACUUGUGGCUUCUUUCCAGGAACCAUCUAUGCUCUACUAGAGCGAACCAUCAAACACCCACAAACCAUGCAUCUCUCAAACGUAGGACCGGAGCUGAAUGUCGCCGGUCUGCGCGCCCAUCUGCGGGAGCUAUGUGAUAUCUGGGUAGAUCCACUCCACAGCAUGGCCAGCAGAACGGAUACCCAUGAUAUCGGGUUCAUUAUCAUGCCCGCUCUCCAAAGAGAUUGGGAGCUCACUGGAAACCGAAAAAGCUUCGACUCAAUUGUCAGAGCGGCUCGAAGCCUCGCAACUCGCUAUAUUCCCACUGCUGGUGCGAUCCGGAGCUGGGACUGUCUCUUGAAAAAGGACAUUACCGUCACUGAUAUGAACACCAAUCUGUUGGCCAUCAUCGACAGCCUCUGCAACUUGGACCUUUUGUUUUACGCAUCCGCACACACCGGGGAUACUACACUUGCAGACAUCGCCGCUACUCACGCACGUACGCUGCUGCAUACCCAUCUACGGCCUGAGACCGCGAAGACUCUGGCCAAGGAUGGGUACCGGGGCCAACUUUACUCAACCUGCCAUGUGGCUAAUAUUGACCCUGCCACCGGAGAUCUCAAAUGGCGCUGGACGGCACAGGGGUACUCCAACGAAUCUACUUGGGCUCGCGGGCAGAGUUGGGCGAUCUUGGGAUAUGCUCAAACGUACCUGUGGACGAAGGAUAAGAUUUUCCUCGAAGCAGCUUGUGGCGCCGCGGAGUAUUUCUUGUACAGGCUCGACACUGCGCCAGCUUGUGUGGGAAUACCAGUUACCAGCGACCAAAAUGGCGGUAGUUCUUUGCGAGAAGGCUUACCCGGAAAGACCAAGGGACGUCGAGUUCCUCUCUGGGACUUUGAUGCACCCAUACAAGACACCUCGAACCCUCUGAGAGAUUCCUCCGCGGGUGUGAUCACCGCGAACGGUUUGUUACUUCUGUCACAGGCCCUCACGAGCGUCCAGCAACACGCCUUGGCUCGCAGGUUCUUUGAUGCUGCAAUUGGCAUAGUCAGAGACACCCUCGAUCAUUCCCUCGCCACGGAGAAGGCCCAGUUUACUAGGAACGACAGACAUGCAGGCGUGACUGUCGAGGACGUGAUCACCGGGAGAACCUUUGAAGGUGUUCUCAAGCACGGAACGGCCAACAACAACGAGAAUGCACGACGCCGGUACGCUAACCACAGCUUGGUAUACGGGGAUUACUAUCUCGUAGAGUUUGGAAACAGGCUUUUGAACAUGAGUUUGGUUUAG
Messenger RNA from Colletotrichum truncatum, 1674 nucleotides. Its product is annotated as unsaturated glucuronyl hydrolase. Gene Ontology annotation, molecular function: chondroitin hydrolase activity. Gene Ontology annotation, biological process: polysaccharide catabolic process. The record is from RefSeq and is a predicted model, not a curated record. Lineage: Eukaryota; Fungi; Ascomycota; Sordariomycetes; Glomerellales; Glomerellaceae.